Magallana angulata is the source of this 3078-nucleotide messenger RNA. Its product is annotated as fibrinogen-like protein A. The record is from RefSeq and is a predicted model, not a curated record. Bases 491 to 1450 code for a protein of 319 amino acids. NCBI's taxonomy places the organism in Eukaryota, Metazoa, Mollusca, Bivalvia, Ostreida, Ostreidae. The transcript is spliced from 6 exons.
UGGCCGCGACCACCCAGUCUUCUUAAAUCUUUUUUAAUAUGAGAAUUUGUAUUCGAUCAGUCGAACGAGAGAUUCAUCGCGCUCGUUUAUUGAUCAGUGUGUCAUUGGUGGGGUUUUUUUUUAUCUUUAUUUUGAGUGAAAACGCGAUAACUGUUUAUCUACAAUGGCGGUCGAGAUACCUUGCUUCAUUAGGUUCCCCGCUGUAUUGUUUUUGCCCGAAGACUGCGCUCUGACAUCAUCAGGACACGUGAAAAAAAAUCAUGCAAAUCUCACGGUCUCUUAUAUGCUAAAGAUACAUCGCGGGUUUUGGUUCAACAAAUGUUUCUACUGGAUGGUAUUUUUAUUAUUAUCUUUUCCUCACGUUUCUUUUAGGUAAUAUUUGUUCAGACAACACAAAAGUUGCUGCACUAGUCUUUUCGCCAAUCAAAGAGAGCAAAUUAAUUUAACUGUGAAGAUAGCCAAAAAAAAAAUAAUUUUGGAAGAAAAAAAUAUGGAUCAGUUCUCGAUUUUUCAGCUUUUGAACUUGUUAUGUGUUUUCCCAUUGAUUUCCAUGAUGAUCAAAGAAAUCGUGGAGCGCGAGCAAAAGUACGUUUUGACGCAACCCCACGAAACGGCAACCUCCGAGGUCUGUGUUUUAAAAGAAGUCUUCGUUAGAAACGGAAGUUCUGCCAAAAUUCAAUGCGGAGCAGAGUGCAAUAAAGUAUUUGUUGGCCGAUGUAAAUUUGUCGAUGUUAUAAAAGGGGAUCGACCUAUGUGUCGGUUGAUAAGUGGUUUUAAAACUCCCGAAAACGUUUCUCCUGGACAUCCAAGUGGCCAAUUUGUUCGUUUUAAAAAGGUCGACGCAUACUACAAUUCGUUCGCGAUCGGACGAGACAGCUUGUGUACUGUUUCCUUGGCAACAGGGCGGACGAUCCCAUCACUCUGCCAUUACGGCGAGCAUAAUUGGACGAUUAUACAAAGACGAUUAGAUGGCUCUGUCAAUUUUCGAAGGAACUGGAGAGAAUAUGAGGACGGGUUCGGAACUUUUGACUCGGAAUAUUGGAUAGGCAACAAAAACCUACACUACCUAACCAGUGAUGGACUGACCUAUCUAAGAGUAGAAAUGAUGAUGCAGACAUGUGAGUGGAGAUACGCAGACUAUGGCCAGUUCAUCGUUAAAAGUGCGACGGAUAAAUACAGGUUGUUUGUUGCGAAUUACUCCGGAAACGCAGGAGACAGUUUCUACUAUCAUAACAACGCACAGUUCAGUACCUACGAUUAUGACCACGAUACCUCGUACUCCAACUGUGCCGAUAGAUGCAAGGGGGGAUGGUGGUAUACUAAGUGUCACUUGGUAAACCUCAACGGAGAGUACGCAAACACCAACUUUCUCGAGGGCAUAAACUGGCAUGCCAUGACGGGAUUCACAUACUCAUUGAAGGAAGUAAGGAUGAUGUUGAGGCGGCCCUGAUGAGUACCCCCGUUACAACUGAUAUAAUCCCAUUACAAGUGAUGUGAUCCCAUUACACGUACAUGUAGUGUUCCCAAUUUUAAGUGGUAUGAUCCCAUUUCAAGUGGUUUGGUCCCAUUACAUGUGGUGUAAACACGUUACACGUGGUGUGAUUCCAUUAUACACGUGGUGUGAUCCUAUUACACUUGAUGUGAUCUCAUUAAACGUUUAAAGUGUAUUUCAACUGGUAUCGUCCUAUUACACGUGGUUUGAUCCCAUUACACGUGGUGUGAUCCCAUUACACUUGAUGUGAUCUCAUUACAAGUGAUGUGAUCCCACUACACGUGGUGUGAUCCCAUUACAUAAGGUUUGAUUCUAUUACACGUGGUGUGAUCCCAUUGCAAGUGGUGUGAUCCCAUAAUUUAAAAACGUGGUUAGAUAUCACCGAUUUCAAUAUUAUAUUUUUAUGAAUAUAACGAUUGAACGAACAAAUUUAGAUUAUGGCGUCAUUUACUUUUUUCAAAGGGAUUUUAGCUCAUAUUGGGAGUUGAUUUUUAAUCAACUCUCCUAUGCAGUCACUCGGACAAACCGAAAGUGAAACAGUGUUUGAACCUCAGCACAAAUCAUUGCUCCUGACAAGACUUAGUUCUUGAAAAUAAUUGAUGAAUUCGAUGUGAUGUAUGCUAAAGCAUUGUUUUUCAAGGAAACUUAUUUACAAAUACCUUAAAAAUAGUCAGAUUUUAAAUGGUACGAACAAUUUAAAUAUUUUUUGUAGUCGUAUGUAUUUCUACGCCAGAGUUCAAUAUAGUCUCGUUCAACUCGACGCUCGGCUGUCUCCGUAAACCCUUGUCGGAGAUUUACGGUGUCAGCCGAGCGUUUGGUUGAACGAGACUAUAGUUCAAUAUUGCUUGGAUCCAUACAAUUUUCGAGAAAUUUUUCUACCACUAAUACAAACUUUGAUUGAAUUAAUCUUAUAUUUAAAUAUUAUUUAACAUGAUUCAUAUGGAGAUUUCUCGACAUUCUAGUCGAAAAAGUUCAAAAAUUCAUAUUAUAAAAAUAUGCGUAAUUCAAAUUAAAAACUACGUAUUAAUACGUGUGCUUGUCAUGCAAAAAAACAUAUCAUUAAUUUUAAAAUAAAUUAACAUCGACAAAAUCAACUCCCGUCAGUUCUUCAGUACUUUGAUAUUGGUAUUGAAAUCACCAUGAUUUUUUUUUUUUUUUUUUUUUUUUACAAAAUUGUCCUAGCUGUAGACAAGUUAUUUGAAAAUUUAGUUAAAUGAUCCACGUUAAGUUAUUCUAAUUUUGUGUACUUUUCAGAUAGGAUUGAAUUUUCUUCUAUUUCAAAAGCAAUAUUAUGUACAUGUACAUGUACAUGUAUUAUGAGCUUUCAGAGAUAUGUUAACGUUGCAUCUCAGUUAAUUCUUGAAAUAGUUUUAGUUGCAUAUACAUAGACAUAAAAUUUCAGUUUAUGAAUUGAAUAAAUAUUGUAUUGUCACUUCAGACGAAAAAAAGGCUUUAGUAAAUGGUAUAACAAAUAUUGUGAUUAAAAGAAGAAAAACUGUAGCCAUUUUUAUUGUGAUCUGUAAAUUGUACAGUCCAAGUGUUUGUAAAUGAAUUAUACAUAUAAAAUAUAUUUAAAUAAAAGGAUG